UUGACCCGAUCUCAUCUGCUCUGCCCUUGUAGAUGAUGGAGCAAACGCUGCACAAACAGACAACGACAACACGCUCCACGAGCGGCGCUGGCGGGCGGACAACUGAAGCGCCGAGCAUAACGUCAGCGUCAGGGGGGUCGGUGGGGGUAAUACCCGGUGGCAGCAGCAAUAGCUCCUCGUCCUCAUCCUCAACCGUAUCGUCAGCCACCUGCUCCGCGAAUGCCACCACAAUUGUUGCCAAGCAACGUCCGCCGCCGCUUAAGACGGCCACGACAACCGUUACAACGACGCUGGUCAGCAGCAACGAAGGCGGACAACCGUUGCCACCAUCAUCAUCAUCAUCAUCAGCAGCGGGUGCAAUGCAUGCCACAGGCGGUGGCAGCUAUCGUGGCACCACAACACUGACAACGCCAUCAACUCCACGCAUCGAAUUGAGUCGAGCGUCGAGUUCGUCGCAUCACGAGGAGGACAGUCGUGAGAGUAGUCCGGAGAAUGUGUUCGAGCAGGUCGGCACUGGCACCCUACAGGAAACCAUUGGCCUCGGUUUUCGCGAGGAGGGCGCCUUGGAGCUUCGCAGCUCCACCGAGGAGCUUUAUUUUAUGGAUCCCGAGCAAAAGAAAGAGGAGCAGGAGCGCCUCCAACAACAGCAGCAACAACAACAACAACAACAACAGCAGACGAAGCGCUCCUCGCCACACAUCUUCAAGUUUGAUGACCAUCAGAGUUAUCUGCAACAGCAUCAGCGCAAGGAUUCAGCCAGCUCCGAGGUGGCUGCUCUCUUGUGCAUCUCGGGACGCACCAGUCGCAUCUCAAGUGUUGGCAGUCAAGGCUCUGCGGUUAGUCGCCUCUCUGCCGUCUCCUGUGUAUCACGCUCCCCCUCGCCGCAUCGCAUGCUCCUCGAGACAUCGUUCUGUGGUCCGAAACCCGUUGAGCCCGGCACCGAUGGCGUUGCCAGUAAUGCCUCAACGGCACCUAGCUCGGCAAAGAGCUUGGGUGAGGCCACUUUGGCCGUGGAGCAGCUGCUGUUGGCACGCACCAAGCAUGAUCCCACCCAGGUGGUGUUAGCCGAGGGCAUACAAAUGCAACCGCAAUCAACAGCCGUAUCCGCUAGGAAGGUCAAACCCAUUGCACUGCCCAAUGGCGAUAGCAAACCCUCGUCCAGUGGCAGUCAAUCCAAGGCCAGUGGGUCCUCGAAUGUAAUGGGUGCUCAGCGUCGUAGCACCAAGAGUCCCGGCCAGAUGGUCAUCGGAAAAACACCCAGUGGCACGGAAUAUAUACGCAUCAAUUUGCGUCCGGAUCACAUGUACAGCGACAAGGGAAUUGCAGCCAAUGAGCGAGUUGUGGAGGCGCCCAAUCAACUGACGCCCGUCUACUCCAAGAGCUCACAGUCGCAAUCAAAGCCGCCGCCCGCAUCGUUGAGUCUACAGGGCGGCGGUCUGGAUGAGAAUCGUCUGACGCCGACGGCAAGUCCAAAGCCAUCCCGACAUGCUCUACGAUUGACGAGUCGCUCACCCUCACCCGCCGCCGUCGCCGUCGCUGCCGGCGGAGGCACAGUCUCCCGGAAGAGCUCGUUCAGCUCGCUAUUCCGGCUCGGCAAGGACUCGCCGGAUUCACCUAGAGAGACGUCUCGAUCGCGCAGCAAGAGCAAAGAGCGACCAUCGACGGCGAUGGCAAUGACAACGACUUCCGGCUCACAGAAUGUGACGCCCAGCAAACAAAAGUCGGUGCUGGCCAUCUUUAAGCCGGGGAAAAGGGGCAGCAGUGCCGGCACCGAUGGCACCAAAAGCUCCAAGAGCUCCUCACCCAUCGAUUGUGCCGAACCGCCACCACCGCCACCACCAGCUCCAGCUCCAGGUAGUGGACGAAGUAGAACACCAGCUGGAUCACGUCCUAACAGCCGGCUGAGAUACUAUGAUGAGCCCGUCGAGGGUUAUAUACACAUACCGCUGCACACGCCGCCGGAGGAGCGAGAGGCGCGCACGUUGCUCCAAGGCAUACAACAGCUGGCGGCGCCAUCACCACCACCGAUGCAUCACGGACUUGUCACGACGUCUGUGCACACUCACGCUCCAACUGGCAGCGCUGGAUCAGUUCCGGCUCCCGCUGGCGCUGGUGCACCCAUCACGGCCAGUCAACUGGCAGCUGCAGCCGCCGCUCUGCGUCCGGUGGGUCAGCGUAAGGCGGUGCAACCACCAUGUCCACCACCACGCACUGUCUCCGAUCUGGAUGCCAUACAAACGCUGCCCGCUCAGGAGGAAUUGCAGAAGCAACAACGCAACUGGAGCUUGGAGGUGCAACGUCACAGCUCAUCACAGGAAUCCCAGGAGACACUGCAAUCGAUCAGCGCCAGGGCGGCAAAUCUGGCUCAGGUCACGGAGCAAGUGGAGCUGGUGCGGCAGAAUGGUUUGGCGGAGAUGCAACGUCUGCCCUCCGUGGACAGCACACAGAGUGCGUGUGAGCCGCGUUUGGUCCAAACGGUGGCCACAGUCAAUGCGCCCAUUGAGGAUCCCGUGGCCAAGGAGCGACGGCGUCUGUUGUUUGCCACACGUUUGGGAUCUGGCAGCCAGGAGCAGCUCUUCUCCACCCAGUUCAGCAUCUCGAAGACGGAGAGUCAAUCGAGCCAGCUCUCCGAGCAGGUACAACUACCCGACUCCGGUUCCACGGCCUCCGACGGCACCAUUGAUGGACUGCAGCGUCAGGGCACCGUUAUACGCCGCACAGAUGUGCCAGAGAAGCCAACCGCUCCCUCCAGCUCCGAGGAGGAACAAACUCCUGCUGCCGUCAUCGUUAGCACCGCUGUCGUCAUGCGCUCCAAGCACAAGUCCUGCUCCAAUUCCGAGGAGGAGACACCAACUGCACCACCAGCACCACCGCCAGCCGCCGAUGUGCGACACUCGCGUUACCUCGAGAACUUCGAUGUGCGCAAAAAGUAUCACGAGAAUGUGACGACACGCGAUGUGAAUACCACGCUCCAGAUGUCCGGACACGGCACUGUGCCCCGCAAGCCGAAGCGACAAAGUGUUUCCGAAGCGAAGCCAGCUGCCAGUAGUUAUACGCCCACAAAAGGUAUAACGCCCACGACACCCACAGCACCAAUAAUUUCGGAACCAUCGGAAUCGAAACCAAAAUCAAUCGAACAGACGGAGGAACACUUAGAACUGGAGGCCUUAUCGCCACUGCCCGAUCGCUCCGAGCUUCUUUCGACGGAUGAGCAUGAACCGAUUGAAUCGUCGGAGAGUGAAAGGGAUUCGGAUAUGGCGGGUAGUUCAUCGGUGGCGACAGCGGUACCAAUGGGCACCGAGGUGAAGCGUCAUCAUUUUCCACGCAACGUGUGCCUGAUUGAGGAGCACGAAAGCACCGGACUAGUCUCCCAAGAGUCCUUCGACGACGAGUUACCCUACAUACCCACAACGCUGCCGGAGGAACGUGCUCAGGGCAUACCCCUGAUACCGAUGAAGGAGCGCGCCAACAUGGAGCUCAAGACAUGUCCUGUGGAUCGACCGCGCUCAACAACACCGCUGAAUCCUUCCCAUCUGGAGGAGUACUGCACUGGCAUAAUGACGCCUCAGGAGUCGCCACAUGCGGGUCACGAUCUGGAUGCCAGUUUGGGCGGCGGUCCUAUGCGCGGCGAGAAAUUGCGCAUCAGUUUGCCACGCAAGGAUUCGACGAUCAAGGAUAAGGGACCGAGCACAAAAUCGCCGCGACGCAUCUCCAAUGCCAGUGGGAAGUCCUGGUUCGAGUUCGCCGAGGAGGGAUUGCGUGCCAACAAUUUGGAACGCAAGGACUCCAAUAAACAACUGCUGCCAGCGGCUCCAACUCCAGUUACCACUGCUGCUGCUCCUGCUCCUGCUGCCCAGACACCAUCGAGUCUGGAGGAGCCCAAGCCCAAGGCUUCCACGCAACGCAAACUCUCCGGCCAUUGGAUUGACUUUGAGAAUAUUCCGGAGAAGCGUAAGCCCGCCAAGCGGAUCACGACGUUGCCAAAGGAGACAAUAACAACAACCACAACGGCCAUUACGAGCGCAUCCUCAGCCUGUGGCAGCACACAUCGCAGCACCGGACAUCCACAUGCCCAUCACAGUCAUACCCAUGCCCAUGGACAUCAUCAUCAUCAUCAGCAGUCGUCGCGACAGGAUGCAUCCGGCGAUAAGUUACACUACAACUACGUUAAGCCGGAGGAUUGCCAGUGCGAGUGUCAUGAGGCGGAGCGCGGUGAAUCCUCUGUCGCCACGGCCGUUACCGGUGACAGAGACAAGGAUACCAGCACGGGCACAGGAACAGGCACGGGAACGGGCAGCGAUUCCCUGGCUUCUGUGGAUAUGGAGUUGCUGCAGCAGGGCGAGGACAUGUUGCCGCUGCUAGAGCCCGAAACGCAACCGGAGACCAGAGUCUACACGGAUGAACCGUUGCCGCCACCGACGCGUCACAGCCAUAAAAAUCAAGCCUCCAGGUUGGAUGAGUUUCCACGUCGCGAUGCCGCACAGAGUUCCAGAAAUCGCAAAUUUCCCGAUAGAAAGGUAGCUAAACAAAUUCUCUCAAUAUCUGUAUCUUUCAAUAUAAGUCGAUCAUGGAGUUAAUUCCGAUCGAUAUCCUUAAUAAAUGUACCUCAAGCAGUGCGGUUGUUAUAAGAAAAUUUUGAGAAAAGAAUAGAAAAAUAAAGAAAAGUUCCAACUUCG
Molecule: messenger RNA, 4676 nt
Organism: Drosophila innubila
Lineage: Eukaryota; Metazoa; Arthropoda; Insecta; Diptera; Drosophilidae
Product: mucin-5AC
Exons: 7
Coding region: 33-4577 (1514 amino acids)
Source: RefSeq, a predicted model, not a curated record